Molecule: messenger RNA, 2070 nt
Organism: Lingula anatina
Lineage: Eukaryota; Metazoa; Brachiopoda; Lingulata; Lingulida; Lingulidae
Product: DNA excision repair protein ERCC-1
Biological process (GO): mitotic recombination; UV-damage excision repair
Cellular component (GO): ERCC4-ERCC1 complex; nucleotide-excision repair factor 1 complex; nucleus
Molecular function (GO): damaged DNA binding; single-stranded DNA binding
Source: RefSeq, a predicted model, not a curated record
AUGAAAGCAGGUGCAUCUCCAAGAAAAGCAAAAUUUAUGACGGCUGCAUCACGAAAUACACACAAACCUCUUCUCCCAGCCCAGAGCUCCAGUAGGGCUGGGAUCAAAGUGCCAAAUGUACCGCGGACAGAAAAGAAAUCAACAACCUCAGCGUCUAGCGGAACCCAUGUGCCUCUUUUGCCUGCAGUGUCUUCAAGGACUGCUGAUGUUGGAAAGGCAUCAAAGGCUACUAGUCAUAAUGUACAAAAACUUCCAGUAUCAAAACCUGUUAAGAUCUACACUAGGAUCAGUGACAAUGUUGCAGCUCAGAAUAAUUUAGAAAGACCUGGGAAUGCAACCACAUCAACUGUUGGAACAGAAGACAUUGUAGAGGGAGCAGUGAAAAAAACCAAGGCCAAUUGUCUGCUUGUUAACCCUAGACAGAGAGGAAAUCCAAUUUUAAAAUUUGUCAGAAAUGUGCCCUGGGAGUUUGAUGGUGAUCUCAUAGCUGAUUACAAGAUGGGCCAGACCACCUGUGCCUUGUACUUAAGUUUGAAAUACCAUAAUUUGAAUCCAGAUUACAUUCAUGAGAGGUUAAAACAGCUUGGGAAACAGUAUGAGCUGAGAGUUCUAUUGACCCAGGUUGAUGUGAAAGAUCCUCAUCAUUCAUUGAAAGAACUUGCAAAGAUCUGUUUGAUGGCUAAUUGCACUCUCCUUCUGGCCUUCAGCCCAGAGGAAGCUGGUAGAUAUCUAGAGACAUACAAAGCAUAUGAAGUAAAACCUCCAGAUGCAAUAAUGGAAAAGACAGAGGGGGAUUACAUGUCCAGGCUUACUGAUUGUUUGACAACAGUGAAGUCUGUCAAUAAGACAGAUGCAAUGACACUGAUUUCCAAUUUUGGGUCUAUUGAAAAUAUCAUCAACACAUCAGAAGAAGAGCUGUCUUUUUGCCCGGGAUUAGGGCCACAGAAGGCACAGAGAUUGCAUGCACUUUUUCAUGAACCAUUUUUGAAGAGCAAGAAAAGAAAACUCACCCAGGACAAAAGUGACCCCAACGUGUGAUCUUGAAUACUAUAUCACAGAAAAGCUAUAUGGUGCCAGGAGGAAGAAGAUAUUGUAAAUUGCAUGUUUCUUUUAUGCAUCACUUUCAUGCCAUAUGCACAUCAAACAGUUUAUUUAUAUCCGAUACCAAAAUGUUCUUAUAGUAGUAAUACAAUGAAGGUUUCUUUGCAAGUGCAUACCUUUUGAAAUGUUGAAGAUUUUCAUGACUGACUAUUAAAAUGCAACAUGUAGUUAGAUGAGUUGAUGAUUAUAGGAUAAUUUGUGAGUAGUUGAAGUUGAAAGUGCUAUCUCUUGCCAAUUAUUAUUAUUCUUAUUAUUAUUAUUAUUAUUAUUAUUAUUAUAUGUUACAAACAAGCUAAGUACAUGAAUAUUGUGAAAUGUAAUGAGUCUUUUUACCUCUUAUGCCUCUGUGAGAGAAAGGUUACUUUAAUGAGAAAAUUCUGAUUGGUUAGUUUCUGGUGGAGUAGUUUGAUAAGACCAACUCCUUGUGAUUGCUAUGUUGUAAUGAUAAUAUGUGGACAGUUGACCAAUAAGGGAGGUGACAAAAACAAAAAUUGUGUGCAGUAAAAAUGGAUAAAAUAAGAAAAAAGACCUCUACUCUACUCUGUCAGUUACUUAAGCCUACCUUAGGAGACAACAAAACCUCAAAUUUGAAUCAAUGCUUUGAUGUUUAAGAAAGGUUUGGGUUGUGCCUACUUUCGGUGACACUUUUAUUUCCAAUAAGCAUUGCAAAUGCUGCACACUGGUGCUGGGCUAUCUGGCACCCUUGGAGCCUUUUAUGAUGCUCUGUAUACAAAGUUGCAUCAAAGUCAUCAUGAAUUUCACUAUUUGCAAUGUAGAUGUUUCCUGAACCACAUAAGUUGGCAACUGUGGUACCAUCCCAUUCAACUCCUGUUGGUACCUUGUUUCUGUUUCUGUUUUGAUGACCUGUUUCUGUCAGCUUUGACAUAGAAAUACCUGAAAUUCAUUCAAAUAUAUGAGAAUCUAAAAAUAUAAAAUGCAAUGCAGGGAAGAUGAAUAGGAAGCCUUUAG